Macrosteles quadrilineatus (aster leafhopper) is the source of this 2090-nucleotide messenger RNA. RefSeq lists its product as uncharacterized. The transcript is spliced from 7 exons. Lineage: Eukaryota; Metazoa; Arthropoda; Insecta; Hemiptera; Cicadellidae. The record is from RefSeq and is a predicted model, not a curated record. Bases 209 to 1693 code for a protein of 494 amino acids.
CGCGGGUGGGCUGUGCAUGCCCGUGCUUCUGUGCGUCCUGUGCUGUGCUUCGUGUAGUGGUGUGUUGUGCUGUGGUGUGCACGGGCUGGAGUACUGGAUACGCCUACCCGGUCCAGCACGGCGGGGGUGGGCCCACGACAGGGAGCGAUGACGCGCCAGCAGGAGUCCCUGCGACACAGCUGAAACUCGACAUACCAGAGGGCGGCCGAUGGCGGAGGUGUCCGUGGCCAGCCCCAGUGUUGCUCCGCCGGCCACCUCGACACCACCAACUUCGCUCUCUACUGUUUCUCCCCGUGAGCAGAUCAGGAUUGAAUUCUACAAGACCUAUGACGUUAUGACAGGGGUCCGCAUCGCAGCCACUCUGGGCGGAUUCUUCGGUUUGAUGGUUUUGCUGGUUGUCUACAAGAGCAAGUGCAAAUCUCGGUCGCUCAGUGACGAGCAUCUAGAGGCAGCAGUCGCGGCUGCUGCCAUAGAAGAGGAGGAGCAGCUGGCUCUCAACGCACUCAACUUGUACGGCCCGCGGCGGUCGCUAGGCAACAUGAGUGCUCCCAUCGGACGACCGUUCCCUCGGUUUUCGUCUCUGGGAGGUCACAACAUGCUCAACACUCCCAUGAGACUGUGCAACUACGGACAGCGAGCCAGGGUCAGUGUGCCGGUUGUGGAACAUAAAAUGCCAGCGUUUGUGCCAUCUCCUCGGCUCACGCUCACCUCACCCCCGCUCAAGCGGCCUUACCCCGAGGAGGAAGAAGAGGAGGAGGAAGACGAUGACUACCCAGUCAACUUCCUGCAGGUGCCGUCUAGAAGAGCGUCUCGGCGGCUUAGCUCCAUCACAUGUUCUAGUGCUGACACGUCGUAUCUAGAGAGGCGAGGGUCAGCUGUGGAAGUGGGGCAUCCUCCCCCGCCUCCUCUGCGCAGACCUCCCCUGCCUAGCGACAGCUGGGACUUCUACUACCCUAUAGACAUCCAGUUGCAGGUGAUCCAGCCUACGCCUCUAUUGUCGCCCUGCGCCAGUGACGGCACGUUGUACGACCACCCUCGUGUUUCUUCGCCCCCUCUCUCUGUGGGGCUCUCGCCGCUCCUACUGCCCUCCUCGCCCCACCGCCUUGCGCCCUUAGCUUCCAUUAGUAGCUGUCAGGUGAGCUCAGUCUCUGCACCAGAAGCUGCAGUCUCCGACUGCCACUCUCUCGGCUCAGACUCCGUCUUCCUCGACGAGGAAUGCAUGGACACGGAGGACGAGGCGGAGGAGUUCUCGACCGACAGUGAUGUCCAAGAGUACGCCGAAACGAAAAGACAAUUCGAUAAAUACAAUCCGUCCAGUGUUCCUUUUGCCGAACAUUUACAAAUGUCGAACUAUCCAAAGACUUUGGCGGGCAGGUUCCAUGGGGUGACGCCCAUACGAAGGUAUUCUACGCCCUCGUCACGAGAUAAGGGGAAAAGUCGCGAGCGGGGUGGUUCGUAUGGUGAUGACGUUUCUUGUAGACCGCAGCUGCCGUUGCCUCACGAGGCCAGCUCUAGCGAUACUCUGGAAAAGACAACAACGACCACGGAGAACAUCACUCUACAAGAGGCGAGGCCAAGACCUUCCACCUCACUGAGUUGUGACCACCUGGUCCGCGUGCUCACGGAACACAGCCGACUACAAACCUCCUCCGUGCGCGACCUCACCUCCUGGUCACAAGAAACUUUGUUUUAGGUUAGAAAUUGCAAUAAUUCUGUGUACCAAAAUAUGUUGGUUGUGAUGCCUUUGUGUUAGGUUAUGUUGUAUUUAAACUCUUCUUACUAAAAAUAAGGUUAAGAAUGUAAAAUAGAGCACAAGGGUUUAGGUUUUUAUGAUUUUUGGUGAGGAUAGCAGUUGUGCCUCAAUGGGAAAAAAACCAAUAUGGUACAAGAAACACUAAAAGUUACAUUAUACACAACAUUUUAUAAUAUUUCACUGCCAACUAAGAAAUAAGUUGAAGACAGAGUCAUCUUCAGGCGUUUUUAAAAGAGGUUGUGAAAUUUUAAAACCUUACCUGUACUGUAAUAAUUUACAAUAGUUUAAACAGUGGCGAUUCUAGACCUUCAUAAUAAUAAAUAAUAACAAUAAUAAA